Giardia duodenalis is the source of this 6510-nucleotide messenger RNA. RefSeq names its product High cysteine membrane protein. The record is from RefSeq and is a predicted model, not a curated record. Bases 1 to 6510 code for a protein of 2169 amino acids. Lineage: Eukaryota; Fornicata; Diplomonadida; Hexamitidae. The transcript has a single exon.
AUGCUGACGGGGCUUGUUUUGUCCCUUGCCCUCGCUAGCUUGGAGCUGCGCGCUUCAGCAGCGUCCACUAUCACAACGGCGGCGGAGUUCAGCGCCAUACGUGACAAUCUUGCUGGCAGUUACAUACUUGGCGCGGACAUCACCCUGGAUCCAUCCUAUGAGCCUAUCUCUGGUUUCACCGGAACCUUGGAUGGUGCCAACUAUAAGCUCACUAUUAGUGGGCAAACUGGAUCAUCUGGCGUCUUCGGAGACCAGUUCUCUGGAUCUGUGCGCAACUUGAGGCUGAACUACGCCGCCACUAUGUCCAGCCCUCUGACGAAUCCGGUUGGUGCACUGAUUGGUGUCACUACUGGGUCCGCUACAGUCGAAUCCGUCUUUGUCGAGGGAACGAUGACCCUGAGCGGUACGGGAGAUGCAACUAUUACCGUUGGGGGCGUGAUAGGGUCUGCUACCGAGACCACUACUCUACGCAACAUCACCUCAACGGUCUCGAUCGCGUGUACUGGAGGGUCUCAUUCAAUUGGUGGGGUUGUUGGCACCUCCUCUGUUGGCUGCGCAAAGUGCUUCUUCGGAGGAAGCAUUUCAGCCACGGCUGCCGAGGCAUCUGUCAUCGGCGGUGUGUUUGGGACUGCCGGGGGCGUUUCUCUGACAAACUCUGCCAUGUACAAAGGCUCUCUGUCUGCUACCUCUGUUUCCACCAGCCAGGCAUCUGCUCUUGGCGCACUUGUUGGAAAUAUAACCGCUGCUGACUUUACCCUCUGCGAAUGCUAUGCAGAGUUCACUAGUCUCUCUCUGACAUCCAGCUCUGUGGCCUAUUUGGGCGGUCUCAUUGGAAGCUUUUCGUCGGCAACUUCUAAGGACACAGUGACUAUCAGCGAUUCGUAUGUGAAUGGAGGCACUCAAACGCUCACUGCGACAGGCAGCUUUUCGACGUCUGCAGGGCUUCUGGGGUACUCUGCCAGCGGAAAGGUCACAGUUAGGUCAAGCUACGUCAACCUUACCAAGUUCGCCAUGUCAGGAUCUUCUCAAAUCAAUGCAACUCUAUCUGUGGGGACUGCAAACACAAACACAGGCCUCACUCUAGAAAAUUGCCAUCUCAAGGCUCAAACUGUCGGACUGUCCGGGGGUACAAGCAAGUCGUCCUUCGCCCCUAUUGCUAAUGUUGUUAACGUCCAGGCUAAAGGAAUCAGCAUCUUAGAGGUGGAGUCUCGUCUUGGUGCUCUCGUACUUACUGAUUUCAAAGGAUUGGUGUCUCUAGUUGUCGGUAGGUUUGUGACCACGACGGGCGGGAAGAUGCAAGACUGCUUUGCAUCCUUGGAUAGCUGCACUCUCGGAUCCAGUUCCAGCAAGGUUGCCCUCUUCUACACCUAUACCGCCGCAAAUGCGGUGUCAUCAUACAUCAUUGCAAACGUGACUUGCGCGGAAAUUACCAAAGCAUUCAGCAGCCAGAAGAGCGACGCCGGCAUAAGCCAUAAUUACUUCAACUCUAAUGCGGCCUGUGUCGCGACCGUGGCAGAUAAGUACAUUGGCCUAACCGAUAGUACGAUGAAGCAGUCGGCGUCAUAUCCCGGGAUUGAUCUGGGCACUUGGAAUAUUGACGGCUCGCAUUAUCCUCAUCUGAAGCGUACUCCUCACUACCGGGAUGGGGCCUACACCCUUGACGACCGGAGCAAAUGGGCUGUGGACGUGUGGGAGAUUGGCCAGGGCAUGCGGCUGAAGCGAACAACCCCGCCGUCCUCCUGCAAUUCUGCAAAUUUGCAUUGUGACAGAACUCAGUAUGUAGAUCUAUUUUCCUGCCAGUGCGUUGUGGGGUGUCCAAACCUCAUCAACGGUCAGUGUAUUGGACCAGAUGAGGCUAGAUGUGAUCCGGGCUUCAAGCUCGAUGAUGCCAAGAACUGCACUCUUUAUUCUUGUGUCACUGCAACCGAAGAGUGCCGACUCAGUGACGGGUCUUCUGGUGCUACCUGCAACGUUGAGUUUGACACCUGUGUUUGCAGUGAUGUCACUAAGUACUACGAUCAUACUAACAAGAUGUGCGUGGAUGGCUGCACAGGCUUGGUUGGUGGUAUUUGCAUUGGGCAGAAUACUGCCACGUGUUACCCUGGUUGGGUUGCAGAUGGAAACUCUCUUUGUGCUAAGUACGAUUGCUCAACCCUACCAGAGGGAGACUCGACCAUCUGCGGUGGCCCUUCCAUUGCAACCUGUGACUUUACCUCGAAGCUCUGUGUUUGCGAGGACAAGCGGCAGUAUUACGACCCGUCGCUAGCAAAUCCGGGAUGCAAGUCGGGGUGCUCGGGCGGUGUCCAGUACGGGGUCUGUUCCGGAAGCGGGCAGGCGGUUUGCAUUGAGCACGUUACUUCCGUUGCAGGCGCUACAGCCGGGGACCUUCUUUGCACCGAAUACAGCUGUGACACCAUAAGUUGUGGUGCACAGGCAGAGUGUGAUUCCGAGCUCAAGGUCUGUCGCUGCCCUCUGAGCUCUCAGUACUACAACCUUAAAUCGCACGCUUGCGUUGAGGGCUGUCUAAGCCUGGCCGAAGGUGUCUGUGUUGGCCAGAACCGUGCCAAAUGCAGACCGGGAUAUGGAUCUCACAACGGCGUACUCUGCGGAGCAUAUUCUUGUGCAAACGACAACUCCAAUAGGAAGUGUGGCGGUCUUGGCACGUGCGAGGGCGGACAAUGCGUUUGCAGUCAAGGAGCCGUUCUCUUCCGAGGGACGUGUAGGGAAGGCCUCUGCAAAAAUGGAAACGUGGUCAAUGGUGUCUGCCAAUGCUUGGAUGGCUGGUCCAGCCCUGCCACAGAGGACCAGAUAGAAGCGUCGGGAUAUUGUAGCGUUUACACAUGCCCUCCAGACGGAACGUUGAUUGAACUAGCCACGCCCGGGAGCCUUUUGGCCAUUAGAGCGUGUCCGAGUCACGGCUUCAGGCUGACAAGCGAUAUUGAUGCCCGUAGCUACGAAUGGGAAGGGGUUGACUUCUCUGGCACCCUUGAUGGAAAUAAUCAUGCAAUUAGUGGAAUAAACCUGCGGGUCUCCAGCUUGGGCUCUGAGUACAGUGCGUCCUUCUUUAAGCAUCUAACUGGCCAAGUGCGCAACAUAAGGCUAGUUUUCGCCAGCUCCCCGGAUGCAAGCGCCAUAGGGCAGGACAGCGUAUGCAAGUUUGGCUUGCUGUCCAUCUCGGCCGAUGCGUCAGCUGUUUUGGAGAAUGUGGCCAUCUCGGGUAGUUUAUCUCUGCAAGUUCCGGCGAGCGUCGCUGCCGAGGUUGGCGGUGUCUUCCACACGUGCCCCUCUGCUCCGACUGCGGUGUCAAAUAGCGUGGCGAUGACCUGCAGUGGCGCAAACUGCACCAUGGGCGGGUACUGUCACACCGUCUCUGCUCCCCUAACCGGUGGUACCUCAACGGCAACCCUGAGGUGUCAGGCAACUGAUGGGACUGUUUGCAUUGCAGGAGGGUUUGCUUACGUUGUGCGCGCGCCUAUCUCCAAUAUUCUUUCUGCGGCUACGAUCUCACUGGUGCCAGCGGCUGAUAUCGCAGUGCAAUCUGCUAGAGUAUCUGCUGGAGGAAUCGCGGCUGUUCUUAGCGAGGGUGCUUCUGCCUCCGAUUGUCAGUUUUCAGGAUGCAUCGCCAGGGAGCAGGGGAGCUUGAAUCCUGCCCUAGUCGUGCAUUCCGGGGGAGCUUUCUACAUGGUGAGUGGCACAGCUGCAGCCAAAACCGUCAUUGAGAGGUGCACUGUAACGAGCAAUGAGCUCUCUGGCAUAGAGAUGGCCGGCUUUGCUGGCAAUCUUAUCCACGCCACUGUGCGGGAUUGUAGUGCAAUCGUAACGAAGAUUGACGGACUCCAAGGUGUAUCUGGCUUUGCACAGUAUGUUAAUGACAGUGUUAUAGAAAGGUCAUUUGUGAAGGCGAACGCUUCUGUCACGGCUGAAGGCCAGAAGAAGUGGAUAGUUGGUGGGUUCUGCGGUCUGGUUGCCAAUUCACAGAUCCUCAAUACAUACGCAGAGCUCGGCAACUUCUCGUCUCGUAAUACUCCUGCAGGCUCAUCUGUUGGCGGAUUUGUUGGAAGAGUUGAGAACUCCGUAAUAAGAGAUUCGUUUGUCAGAGCCACUCUUCUGGAGGCAGUGUCUGGGAUGUCUGGUACUUCGCAGUGGACUUUCGGUGGUUUUGCCGGCUUUGUGGACCACGUAAGCGCAGGGCCUAUGGAGAUACAGCGCUGCUUCGGUGACAUAGCCAACCUUUCGAUGUCCACCGCCGUUUCUGUCUACUUUGGCGCUUUCGGUGGUCAAAUCCGCAAGAAGUCUUCUUCCAAGGCGGUCACCUCGAAGACAAUAUCCAACGUGUGGAUCAAUGCAAAUGUUGAGUGCACGUUUGUGGUCCCGAAAGAUACCAGCAAGGCGCCUUCCAACGGCGUGGGGAUGUUUGCAGGGAAAAUGUAUAACGGAGUGGCGCUAUCCCUAGCGAUGAUCAAUGGCAGUCUCACGUGCCGUGGAGCUAAUCCUCCCUCUAUGGCAUCAAGCCUGUAUCACAUAGGCCUCUUCAAUGGGGCUAAGACAAGUGACAGCUCCACAUCUGCGGAGUUCGUCAUCAUUAACGUGACCGCUGGAGACAUUCCUGGCAUUGGGCUGAAGGGAGAGCCAGAAGACAAGCUUAUCUGUCUCACAUGCUUCGCAAACGGGGAUCUGCUCACCCCAGUCGCUCCUUCCUCCAUUGCUGUUGAUCCCGACCCCAAUUUGAAGACGGCGGAAGAAUUGCGUAAGCUAUCUACCUAUACUGGAUUUGGUAUUGGCAUUAGCGAAAGCAAGUGGACCAAGUCCCCCGGAGAGUUUCCUUUUCUGAACAGUCUGCCGGUCAAGGUUCUCAUCGACGACCAGGACAAGUACAUUUACCCUACGUGCACGCAGGACUGCUGGGAUUACACCUCCUUCUGGGUCCUGUCUUCAUCUGGACCGACAACCGAUAAUAAUAAGAACAGCUGUGCAGAUAUAGAGAAUUGCAUGGUGUACUCUAGCGACUGUACCUGUUCUCAGUGUAAUCUGAAGUACUAUCCUAGCGGAAGCGAGUGCUUGGCGUGUUCGACCGGUUGUCAGACAUGCCGUUCCACCGACUUUUGCGAAAUCUGUGAGGAUGGCCAGGUGAGCAAUGGAGCAGGCGUCUGCAUAGCUCCUUCGUGCGACUUCCGUUAUUGUCAGACAUGCAGUAAUGACGGCGCUACGUGUGAAACUUGCAGUAUAAGGGCAUUCAAGGCAAGCACUGGACAAUGUGAAAGGUGCAGCGAAGGGUGCAAGCAGUGCACGGACUCCACAGUGUGUGCAACGUGUGGUGAUGACAACUACAAGCCUGAUCCUGAGAACAACGUGUGUGUCUGCAAGGACGGCUUCUAUUCCUCGGAAAGGAAAUGCUUGCAAUGCAAUAGGGCGUGCCAGACAUGCACAGGCGGCACUGAGAGAGAUUGCAUAGCCUGCAGUGAAGGAUGGGUCCGCGACGAUGCCACAAGCACCUGUACCCCGCAAUGCGCAGAAAUAUCAGGAUGUCUUCUGUGUCCAAGUCCGCCUGCGUGCGGGACAUGUCUCAGCGACUACGAUCUAGUGGAUGGAAGCUGUAUCUUGAGAGGCUCGUGCAGGGUUGAUAAUUGUCUGACUUGCGUUGCCGGAAACGUGAAUAGUUGCGCUUCUUGCAGGGAUGGCUUCUAUGGUUCGAAUUGUGCUGCGUGCCCCGAACGAUGUGCUGCAUGUGUCAGUGCUGAGCGCUGCACUGCGUGCAAGAGUGGUUAUGUUCUGUCACCUGGAGAGCAGUGCGUUUCCUGCUCCAUAAGUAACUGUGGUCAAUGCUCAUCCGACAACUUCUGCUUCAGCUGCAACGAUGGAUACUACCUUAAUGCAGGAGCGUGCCCCCCGUGCAAUGUACCCUGCAAGACCUGCGUCAACAGUGCCGACAAGUGCACAUCUUGUCAAAGUGGUUACGAGCUCAGCGUCAAUACGUGCAUCUCGACCACUGCAUGCGAUGUGGAGAACUGCCGCUCUUGUAUCAGCGCCGGAGUCUGUGGGAGGUGCAACACGGGAUACUAUCUGAGCGGAUCUCGCUGUAGUCGGUGCAACUCCAUGUGUAGAGAGUGCUUUGGGCCGAACACAUGCACAGAGUGCGCUGCAGCUAACGCAAUCCCAGACGAAGAUGGAAUAUGCGUCUCGACCGUGUGCAACGUUAGCAAUUGUCUGCGUUGUGACCUAGUCACGUUGCGUAUAUGCACUAUGUGCGAUAGUGGGUAUACUCUUAGCAGUGGCAACACGUGUGAGCCCAACGCACCUCCCGCGAACAAGACUAGCGGGGUCGCUGUUGGUGUGUCUGUUUUCGUGGUCAUUGUAGUCAUUGCUGUUAUCGUCAUUAUUGUCGUUUUUCUUAAAAAGGGAAUUAUUAAGGGCAGGAAGCCCAAGCACAACCUUGGUAUAAGUAGCAGACACAGCAACUCGAUGCUGAGCUACGACAACCUCAAUGAAAGCGUGAGCGCCCCGCUGUUGUAA